AAAAGAUUCAGAAUGCUUUAAAAUUCAGCUCACUGUGUUUGAAAGCGGUCAGACGUGGUGUGCACAGUAGAGCGGGAAGGAAAGUGGUGGUAAACCGUCAGAGGAAAGUAGAACAUCUGGAUUGAUUUUUGGAGCAAUCCUUCUCAGACUAGAUACCAAAUGGAAUCAGAAGUCUCAGGACCAACACCCCCAGCCUUUUCCACCAAUCUUACCAAUAAAAGCCAAUGUCCUGAAUCAGACAUAUGGGACUGGUUGUACACCAUGCAGCCAGUAUACAUGUUUACCAUCUCUGUGCUUGGAAUCCUGGGAAAUGUCUUUGUCCUGCUAGUAUUUUGCCUCCACAAGAAAGCCUGCUCUGUGGCAGACAUAUAUCUCGGUAACCUGGCAGCAGCUGAUCUACUUCUGAUGUCUUGCCUCCCUUUCUGGGCCAUCACUGUGGCCAGUAAAUUCGAAUGGCAGUUUGGCUCCCUAAUGUGUCGUUUGGUUAACACAGGCAUGAAACUGAACAUGUACUGCAGUGUUUACUUUUUGGUAAUGGUGAGUGCUGACCGCUAUCUGGCGCUGGUAUUUGCGCUGACUUAUGGAAGAAUGAGGCGGCCCUGGUAUGCCAAGCUGAGCUGCUUGGCUGUGUGGAUUUGGGGAAUCAUCCUGAGUGUCCCGACACUUACCUUCAGGGAGGUGAAAUACAUCUCAGAGUACUCAGUCACUGGCUGCAUACUGUCCUACCCCAGCUACACAAUGGAACUGGCCUGUGACAUUCUGCUAGUCCUGCUGGGCUUCAUCAUCCCUGUAAUUGUCAUUUCCUACUGCACCUGCAAGAUCAUAAAAGCAUUACACUGGCAAGUAAUGGACAGGUUGCACUCAGUCAAGAAAGAGAGGAAAGCCACAGCGCUGGUGCUGGUUGUUCUUCUGGCUUUUCUGCUGUGUUGGGUUCCUUUUCACCUGGUAACCAUUUUAGAUAUCCUAAUGAGACUUAAUUUGUUAAGUGGGUGUCCACUAGAAAGUGGCCUGGAAAUCUGUAACCAGAUAUUCACAUAUUUGGCAUUGAGUAACAGCAUGCUCAAUCCAAUCCUUUAUGUAAUAGUUGGCAAAAACUUCAGAAAGAAAGUGAAGGAGCUCCACUCAUCAACAUGGAAAACAUUUGCAUGAUAAAAAGCAGAAAGUAUUAAUCACUCAACAAGAAUUUGCUUGUAAAAUAUAUAAAACCAAAGCCUGAGUGGGAACUGUUUUUAAUUAGUUAGGUAAAUGUUUGUCAGUAUACUGUAUAUUUCUUAAAGA
Molecule: messenger RNA, 1278 nt
Organism: Silurus meridionalis
Lineage: Eukaryota; Metazoa; Chordata; Actinopteri; Siluriformes; Siluridae
Product: B2 bradykinin receptor-like
Exons: 2
Coding region: 160-1149 (329 amino acids)
Biological process (GO): smooth muscle contraction; vasoconstriction; G protein-coupled receptor signaling pathway
Cellular component (GO): membrane
Molecular function (GO): bradykinin receptor activity
Source: RefSeq, a predicted model, not a curated record